Messenger RNA from Peronospora matthiolae, 288 nucleotides. NCBI's taxonomy places the organism in Eukaryota, Oomycota, Peronosporomycetes, Peronosporales, Peronosporaceae. The record is from the annotation of a GenBank genome assembly.
AUGGCACUGGCCUUGGCCACGCAAGAGGUGAUUUGGCUUCGGUAUCUGGUUGAAGAGUUUGGACUCCCAUCAUCUGGUGCAACAAAGAUCAUGAUGGAUAGCAAGUCGGCAAUUAACAUAGCGACGAACUUGGGUUACACGCAUCGCACGAAACACAUUAAUCUGCGUGCUCAUUUCGUGAAUGAUCAUGUGAAGAGCGUUAGCUUAAGUCUCACAUGCGUAUCGCCCGAAAAACAAUUCGCGGACUUCUUGACCAAGGCGGUUCCGCACCGCGCUUUACGCAUCUAA